Nematostella vectensis (starlet sea anemone) is the source of this 2504-nucleotide messenger RNA. Its product is annotated as amino acid transporter AVT3B. Bases 209 to 1837 code for a protein of 542 amino acids. NCBI's taxonomy places the organism in Eukaryota, Metazoa, Cnidaria, Anthozoa, Actiniaria, Edwardsiidae. Gene Ontology annotation, cellular component: vacuolar membrane. The record is from RefSeq and is a predicted model, not a curated record. The transcript is spliced from 6 exons. Gene Ontology annotation, biological process: amino acid transmembrane transport. Gene Ontology annotation, molecular function: amino acid transmembrane transporter activity.
UGGAUGGAACGCGAACAUGUCACAUGUUUAUUUCAUUCAAGAUGGCUGCCACGAAACAAGAAAGCAGUCGACUUGAAUCAAGUUCAAACCUGUAUCCUAUGGCCCUGUUAUCUUGAUAUCGUCCAGUUAUCUCUCUAGCAAAGCGGACUUUUAACAGUCACCGUCUCCCUGCGAAUUGGCUUGGAUUUGAUGAUUUUCAAGCAUUGAAAUGGCACAUUAUGUUCCAAUUAGCGAAACCGGCGGUGUCGUGCUGUCACCUACAGCAUGGCAACAGUUUACAGACUUUGCGAACGUAUUGAAGGCAUUUAUAGGCACAAGCUACCUGGCUUUGCCAUUUGCAUUCAAGCAAAGCGGAUUAGCUCUUGGAAUUGUGGCGCUUGUUCUCAUAGCUACUAUAACCGAUCACUGCUGCCAGAUGAUCAUCAAAUGCAAAAAGGUUGCUGUCACGAUGAUUCUAGACUCCUCACAUCAGUACCGCCAACUAAAAGCUGAUCACUGCCACGAAGAGAUGCAGAAAAUCAGGAUGGCCGUCGAAAUGGAAAUGACCCUUGGAGACAUUGGCAAAAUCACAAUUGGCGAUUGGGGCUUGCGAAUUGUCAAUGUCGCUCUCGUACUGACGCAAACAGGAUUUUGUGUGGCCUACUUUAUUUUCAUGGGAAAUACAAUUAAAUCGAUGUUCCCAUACGAAUUUCCGAGCCAAAAUAUCACAAAGAAUGCCUCCGUGCAACAUUUGCCUAAACUAAGCAACUUUCCAGUACCUAUAAGCGAUGAGUCGGUGAAGACAAUAACGCUGAAUGGAACAUUACUCAUGGAUGCAACUCACGGCCAAAGAUCAGCUCCCAUGUUUCCUCUAUUGCUCUUGAUUCCUCUGCCAUUCGUAGUCGCUAUGGCUUUCAUACGCAAGAUUCGUAAACUUGGACCAAUAAGUGGGCUAGCCAACAUUGCUCUACUGGCAGGUUUCUUUGGGCUUCUAGUUCAAAUACUAGAUGGUCUCCACUUCAAGCUGAAUGACGUCACUCUUGCCAACUGGAUCACUUUCCCGAUCUUCUUUGGACAGCUAACUUGUGCCUAUGAGGGGAUUGGAUGCAUUAUCCCUAUCGAGUCUGGCAUGGGAUCUAACCGUCCUCGCUUCCCUCUCUACCUACACCUCACCCUUGCUCAGCUCUCGGUUCUCCUGGGGUCCUUUGGUGUUUUGGGAUUUCUUAUAUACGGCAACGACGUUCCACAGAUCGUCACAGACAAACUAACUACUGGUUUAUUCGCUCAACUCGUCCGCGUCACUCUCAUUAUCGCUGUACUCUUCACAUACCCUUUACAACUUUUCCCUGUUAUUCAAAUCGCCGAAAGUCUUGUGUUUGAAAAAAUCAGAAGAAAACACAAGUCUCAUUUGUCCGACAUUGUGUCCUGCCCGGCCGAUGCUAUCGGACGCCAGGAAGUAACGAAUUACCAGACAAUCGAUAGUACAACCAGCCAUGGCGAGUCUGGCGUUAGCGUCCAUGCAAGGUCAAAGGAGGCCAACGAACACGAACUACAGUUUAAGACAGCAGCAUGGAAACGUAAUUUUCUUCGCUUUUUUCUUGUGCUGAUAACCGCUGGCAUGGCAGUUUUACUAAAGGACGACUUCGCCUAUGUGAACGCUCUGAUUGGCUCGCUUGGGAGCUCCGUUCUCGCCUACAUUCUCCCGUGUGUUUUCCAUUUGGUUUUGUUCAAAGACAGCAACUCUGGACCUAUAGUGAUCAAGGAUAUUGCACUUAUUAUUUUUGGUGUUGUUGGGGGAAUAAUGGGAGUUGUAAUUACAGUUCAAAGUAUUAUCAAGGAUUUCUCUCAACGAUUAUGAUCCAUUAAGGAGAAUGGGCGAUACCAUGACAUCUGGUGUCACAUGCAGUAUUGGGUGACAAUAUUCAAUCAUUGUUGUUCCAGAAAAUAUCCAUACCCCCCCCCCCCCCCCCCCAUUGAGGGGAUUGGAAAUUCCGGGGGGGUGGUUAGUUCAAACGCCCAGGAGUUUCUCAGAGGGGAGGGGGAGUAAAAUGCCCUUUUUCCUUAACAGUUACUGUAUUUAUUUUUUUGCAGGGGUUGGAAAUUCCAGAGGGGUGGGGGGGUCAUACCUCCGACCCCCUCAAUGGAGGGGGGGGAGGGAUAUUUUCUGGAACUACACAUUCCCCAACUGUACCCGAGUCACUCAAGAACUCUUUUGUUACGACGAAGGGCCGACGCUCGAAUUGUCAACAUAACUACUCUGUUUCACAGAGGCGUGCAACAUACUUGUUGGGCCUGGUGUGGAUUUAUAGCUUGCCACUCAAGGACGAGUGAUUCCCAAGCUGUAAAAAAUAAGUGAAAACAAUGUUGUCUGUUUUUUUAUGCAAGCAUAAAAUAUUUGCACAAUAACGACAACUAUUUUAUGGAAAAAAAGUUGUAAGGACAUUGCUCUUACUGGAACAAGAAAACAAUUAUAAUAUUUCAUUUUUAUUUCUAUUUAUUUGUCAUAAAAUCAAUUCUAAAACUCA